Messenger RNA from Tetrahymena thermophila SB210, 3324 nucleotides. RefSeq lists its product as hypothetical. The transcript has 12 exons. The record is from RefSeq and is a predicted model, not a curated record. NCBI's taxonomy places the organism in Eukaryota, Ciliophora, Oligohymenophorea, Hymenostomatida, Tetrahymenidae.
AUGAAAAAUACAGAGCUAGAUCAAUCCCAAGAUUAGGAAGAUAUCGCUUCAGGCGACGAAUAAGAAAAGGUAGGAGACUUACCACUGAACAAAUAGCCAGUUAGAAAAGAAUCUAUUGAAUCUAAUAGUGCUUAAACAAAAAAUAUUUCAGCCUUUUUUGGUACAGAAAAAUAUCCAGCAGAAUAUUACUUUAAAGAAACACAGAGAUACAUAAGAUAAGGAUAACACAGAAAAGCAUUCAUUAUCUUAGAUAAAUUUUAUGAAAGAAACAAAAACGAAUAAUUUUCGGAAUCAGUUUUGAUGAAAUUAGGGAGAAGAUACUUAACUUGUGGUAUUGCCAUACUUAGAUAAUAUUAAUAGAGAGAAGAAAUUCAUUAAAAAUCAUAAACUAUGAUACUACUUAAAAAACUCUCUACAAUGAUUAUUUUGUGGUAUUAAUCUCUGAUCAAAAUUCUUGAUAAAAAUCGUUGCUACAAUGAUGAAUUUAUAGUCCCUGAAAUAAAUACUGACUACAACACUCCAAAUCCUCAAACUAACUAAUCUCAAAAUUAUCCACAAUAAUCACAAAACUCGAAAAAGGUUGGACUUUCUUCUUUUUCAAACAUGGUCAACAAGCUUGAAAAGCAAAAAAAAGAAGAAUUAAAGCAACAAUUUAAAUAUCCAGAGCUAUCCUUGGAAAUGAUGAUGACAGAUUUAAUUGAGCCAUCAAUGAUUAAUUUAAUACCUGAUGAUGUUUAAAUUGCAAAAAAUUUGAUUGACUUUUGGUCUCUGUUCAUUGAGCUCCUUGUAAUGUGGUCUAUAUACUACAAAAAGAUGCAGGAUGCAUGGGCUUCAUACAAGUUUAUGAGCAAAGCUGAGAAGCUUAUAGAGUAAAAAUAAGUAUACACUACAGAGAAUAUUUAAUUACUCAAAGUUAGCUCAUAAGUAAGAAUGCACUAAGCCUAGAUUAUUAUGGAAUUAGGAUUAUUUCCAGAUGCUAUUGCUUUAUAUGAAGAAGCCUUGCAAAUAUAACAAAGAAUGCUAAAUUAACAAAUAAGUGCAAAGAAUUUCUUACCAAAAAAUGCCAAAGAAAUUUACAUAAAUUUGGCAAAUCAAAAAAUAGAAAAAACAGUUUGUUUAAUGUGUGUUGGUUUGCUAGUUAUGCACUAAGCUUAUGAGCAACUUGAUAAGAUAGAAUAGGGAAUGGAGUGCUUGAGGUUACUCUACUGGCUAAUAAUUACGUUUAUAAAGUAGCAAUAAUAUAGUGAUUUACUUAAUGAAUCUUAUAAAUCUUAUUAAUUAUUCACAUCUAAAUAUGAUGAGCUCAUGAACAUGAAUGCUGAAAUAAACAAAAUAUUUUCAAUAGCUUUAAACAGAGGAUAGAAGUACAUGUUUUCAACUAAUGAUGAUUAAAAAAAUGUAAAUGAAGACUUUCUUGACUUUGUCAACUAAUAUCUGUACAAAAAGUCAAAAGCUGAAGAACUAAAUGAAACACUUGUGAUAAUACAGAAAAAGCCAAUAAUUGAUAAUCUGUUUAAAUAAUCAAUAGGAGGAUAGAGUUCUAUUGAUAUAGGAAAGAAUGAAAUGGCUAAAGAUUAAAUUUAUUAUUCUUUAAAAAGUAAUCAUUCUAUUACUUCUUAGAACAAGCUUAGUAAAAUUAAUGAGAGCAAAGAAACUUACUUUACUGAGCAGAACACAACAACAAUGAAAGGAACAGAAAAUAAAACUGAUGAGAGUAUGACUCAGUCAACGACUAAUAAUAAUUUGAAUAAUUUCACUAAUAUCAGUAAGAAAGAUUAUUACUUAAAUAGGACUUAUUAAAAUAACACUGUUACUUCUGAAGCUUUACUCACGCUGAAUGAAGAGUCGCCAGAAAAAACAUUUUAACAACACAGGAUACAGGUUAUUACCUCUUCUUUCUUACAUCCCCUUAACUAAACUGAAAAUAAGAGUUCGACUAAUUUGAUGAUGGGUGGUAAAUCAGCUUAAAUUCUUUCGUAGUCAAGUUUAGGAAGAUUACCUUAGACUACUAAAUCAGAAAGAAAAAAUAGUAUCAAAUUUAACUUGAUAAAAUCUGUAGCAGCAUUUGAGAAAGUAAAAUAAAAGGAAGGGCACUAAGUUAAUUGGGAUAAACUUCAGAAAAGUAAAAAAAAAGUAAUAGAUAUUCAAAAAAUUUAGUAAAAGGAAGAGUAUCUGUAAAAAUAUCAGCCAAAGCUUGUAAGCAGCAACAAAUUCUUCUUUGAAAAAUAAAUUGAGCAUGAAACAGAUGCAACAAAUUUAAGAAACAACAAAGAACUGGAAGUCGAUAAGAUCUUUGGGGUACAUAAAAAGAAAAAGUAUAACAUUUUGGAUCAUGAUGUUGAUACCUUUGCAGAUAAUAUUAUUGCGAGGUAGAUUCUUCUAAAGAGCAAUUGUAUGCCUUAUAAUCAUAUUAGAGUUGCAACUGAGUAGAAUUUAAAUGACUAUUAUUAAGAAAAGAAUGAGUUUGGAUUCUGCAGAAAAGUGCUUCAUCUCAAGAAACAAGGAAUGUCAUCAACUCUCACUGAAAAAGAAAAGGAUUUUAACAUUCAUGAUGCUAAUAACGAAAUGAUAAGAGAGGCAAGUGAUGUUUAGACAACUCUUUUAUUAAAUAACGAAAUACAAGAUAAGAAGAAAUAAUUAGAAGAAACAAAGAGAAUUAAAAGUCUUAAUCUAGACCUCAUUCCUCACCAAAAAGACGAAAAUACAGCAUCUAAGUUCAAGAAAAUUCUAUACAACCAUUCUAAAAAGCUUGGUUUGAAUUUAGUCAAAAGAAAUUUAAAACAAAUUACAAAUCAUCAGCAAAAAUCAUAAGAUUAGCAAUAGACUCAAAGAUCACUUAAAAAUUUAUUGUUUGCAGAAGAGGAGGAGCAAUUGGAUGAACAAGGAAAACUGAAAAAGACUCAGAAUAUUAAUAAAGAAACAAUAAAAUUACAUUUAACAGAGUUAGAUUAUCUGAUUUAAAAUGCACAUGACGAAAUAUCCUAAGGACAUAAAAAGAAAUUCAACAGGACUAUUUCAGAUUUUAAUGAUCUUAAUAGCUAAUAAUAAAAUUAAACUAGAGCUCAUGACUUGACUAUAGGAGAGAAAAUCGCUAAAGACUAUGCUAGACUCUCUGCCUCUACAAAAUAUUAUGUUGCUAAAAGUUCAGGAUAAAAAAUUAAUUCAUUCUUUGACCUUGUCAAUAGCAAAAUGAGACUUGGAAAAAUUUAAAAGGAAGAAGAGUAAAAAAUUAGAAUGGGAACCCCUAUUAUGAAAAAAACUUUGAAUGAAGCAGUGAGAAGAGCAAGUAUCAUGAGAUAAACUUUAAUUAUGAACAAAAACUGA